Pneumocystis jirovecii RU7 is the source of this 1461-nucleotide messenger RNA. Its product is annotated as tetrahydrofolate synthase. Gene Ontology annotation, cellular component: cytoplasm; cytosol; mitochondrion. Bases 1 to 1461 code for a protein of 486 amino acids. The record is from RefSeq and is a predicted model, not a curated record. Gene Ontology annotation, biological process: tetrahydrofolylpolyglutamate biosynthetic process. Lineage: Eukaryota; Fungi; Ascomycota; Pneumocystomycetes; Pneumocystales; Pneumocystaceae. Gene Ontology annotation, molecular function: tetrahydrofolylpolyglutamate synthase activity; ATP binding. The transcript is spliced from 5 exons.
AUGAUAUCUCGAUCAUAUAAAGAUGCUAUAAGUGCCUUAAACACAUUACAAACCAAUUCUCAAGUAUUAAGAACUAUCUCAAAUUCAAAAGAGGAUUUAAAUAAACAAUCAUUAUCACAAAUGGUAGAAUGGUUACAUAGAAUAGGAUACAAGAUUGAUGAUGUCAACAAGCUAAAUGUUAUUCACAUUGCAGGAACAAAGGGAAAGGGCUCUACAUGUGCGUUUAUAUCGUCUAUUUUAGAGCAAUUGAGAAAUCAAUAUAAAAAGUCUAUACGAUUUGGAAUGUAUACAUCUCCUCACUUAGUAGCUGUGCGAGAAAGGAUUAGAAUUAAUGGGAUUCCUAUCUCUGAGACGUUAUUUGCAAAAUAUUUUUUUGAAGUUUGGGAUUGUUUAGAAAAAACUGCUAUUGAAAGGAAACUAGAUCCUACAAUUAAACCAUCUUACUUUCGCUAUUUAACGCUUAUGUCAUGGCACGUAUUUAUUUCAGAAAAAGUAGAUACCUUAAUUAUGGAGACAGGAAUUGGAGGAGAAUAUGAUUCAACAAAUAUUAUCCAGCAUCCUACUGUAACAGGUAUUACUAGCUUAGGAAUAGAUCAUGUUCCAAUAUUAGGUAAUACUAUUGAAAAAAUUUCAUGGCAUAAAGGAGGAAUAUUUAAAAAAAAUGUUCCAGCAUUAACUGUUGAACAAUCAAUACCGGCUUUAAAUGUACUAAAAAAAAGGGCAUCUGAACGCAAGGCUCUUUUUUCUGUUAUCACUAUUAACCCAGAUUUAAAGAAAAUUAAACUUGGUUUAUCUGGUGAUUUUCAAUAUAUUAAUGCAUCACUUGCUUUUGCACUUGUAUCUUAUCAUUUACCUUAUCUAAAUAUUCCUUCUUUAAAUUCUUUAUAUACUGUGUUUGAUACUAUAAAGACAGGCCUUGAAAAUGCAUCGUGGCCUGGAAGAUGUCAAUUGCGCAAAGAAGAUAAUAUUUCUUGGUAUAUGGAUGGUGCUCAUACGACUGAAAGUAUAAAAGAAGCUGUUAUUUGGUAUACAAAUUCUAUUUUCUUGUCAAACAAUUCACCUAGGAAAUUUAUAUUAAUAUUCAAUCAACAAACUCGAGAUGCUGCAGUAUUAUUGGAAUCUUUAUACAAUUCUAUAAUUGAAAAAAUAGGUGAGAAUCCGUUUUAUAUGGUUAUAUUCCCAACAAAUGUUACAUGGAAAGAUGGCACAUAUGAUGAAGAUCUUGUAAAUAUUAAUUCUGAUAUUAAACAAAUUAAAAGUCUUAAAAUACAAUAUAAUUUAAGAGAUUAUUGGAUCAAAUUGAAUGGUAAUAAUGCAUUAAUUAACGUUAUAGACAAUAUAGAGGAUACUGUAAAUUUAGUUCGUUCUCAGGCUACUUUAUUUGAUAUUGAUGUAUUUAUAACUGGGAGUUUACAUUUAAUUGGAGGCUUUCUAACCGUUCUUGAUAGACCUAAAUCUUAA